Messenger RNA from Notolabrus celidotus (New Zealand spotty), 3765 nucleotides. Its product is annotated as lysine-specific histone demethylase 1B. Gene Ontology annotation, molecular function: protein binding; oxidoreductase activity; zinc ion binding. NCBI's taxonomy places the organism in Eukaryota, Metazoa, Chordata, Actinopteri, Labriformes, Labridae. The transcript is spliced from 21 exons. The record is from RefSeq and is a predicted model, not a curated record. The coding region runs from base 175 to 2679 and encodes 834 amino acids.
AAACGAAACGCCCUUUAAAACCGGAAGUGGUAUUCUUGCUAACACCAGCGCAUUGAUUCCCCCCUCCCCACAACAAUAAGAGGGAGACGGAAAUAAAAAAUCACAAAUCUCCAAAGAAACGAGCAUAAAGCUAAAUCUGUCCCGGGUUUUUGAAGACAUAUACUGCACUCAGUCAUGCUGUCGGACGCAGAUUACUCUGGGAAUGCCUCUGGUGCUCGCCGAGCCAAGAAGAGGAGCUCCGGGGAGUCACCGGGGGACGGACAGACCCUGCGCUCCUCUGGAAGGCAGAUCAAUGUCCGAGUGAAGCGCACCAACAACCCCCCACCUGGACAGAGCAAAAGAAAGGCCACAGACACAGAGGAAGAAGACGAUCAGUCUGAGAAGAAGUACAGAAAGUGUGAGAAGGCUGGAUGCUCUGCCACGUACCCAGUUUGUUUUGCAAGUGCAUCUGAAAGAUGUGCUAAAAAUGGAUACACAUCUCGCUGGUAUCAUCUGUCAUGUGGUGAGCAUUUUUGCAACGAAUGUUUUGAUCACUACUACAGAAGUCACAAAGAUGGUUAUGAGACCUUUGCUGCCUGGAAGAAAGUGUGGACUAGUAAUGGGAAAAGUGAGCCCAGUCUCAAAGCUUUCAUGGCAGAUCAGCAGCUGCCAUUCUGGGUUCAAUGUAUUAAACCAGACUGUAGGAAGUGGCGUCAGCUGACUAAAGAGAUCCAGCUCACUGCCACCUUAGCAACAACGUAUCGCUGUGGCAUGAAGUUCAACAAUAUCAAGAGUGAAGGACCUGACCAAUGCUCCCAACCAGAGGACUUGAGAGUGGCUGAGGUGACAGACAGCUGGUGGCAUUCAAUGUUGAUUUUGCCACCAUUGUUCAAAGACAGCCCGGCCAGCCCUUUCCUGGCUUCAUACUACCCGGACUGUGUUGGGAUGAGUCCAUCAGGAUCCUCCAGCAACGUUUCUCUGUCUGAGCUGAGGGCUGAUCACUGCAGAGCCGUCCCACCACAGAUUCCAGGCCUGUGUCCGUAUUUCCAGCCCUUCUACCAGCCCAAUGAGUGCGGCAAAGCUCUGUGUGUGCGCCCGGAUAUGAUGGAGCUGGAUGAGCUUUAUGAGUUUCCAGAAUUUUCCAGAGACCCCACCAUGUAUUUGGCUUUACGUAACCUCAUUCUGGCUUCAUGGCACAGGAACUGCAAGGAGGUGCUCACUUCCCAGAAAUGUGCUGAGAACAUCAUCGUGCGGGGGUUGGUGCGUGUGCGCUGCGUGCAAGAGAUGGACCGUGUGCUCCACUUCAUGACAAGGAAAGGCCUCAUCAACACCGGAGUGCUGGCAGUGAAACGGCCUCUUCUACCUGAGAGAUACUGCUCUAGAAAUGUUAUCAUCAUUGGAGCUGGGGCUUCAGGUUUGGCUGCUGCACGGCAGCUGCAAAACUUUGGCACUCAGGUGAUGGUGCUGGAGGCCAGAGAGAGAAUUGGAGGCCGUGUGUGGGAUGAUGCUACUCUGGGCGUCAAUGUGGGCCGAGGAGCUCAGAUCGUCAACGGCUGUGUGAACAACCCCAUCGCCCUUAUGUGUGAACAGAUGGGCGUCAAGAUGCACAAGCUGGGGGAGCGGUGUGACCUCUUCCAAGAGGGGGGGCAGGUUACUGACCAGGCCAUCGACAAGCGCAUGGAAUUCCACUUCAACGCCAUCCUGGACGUGGUGUCAGAGUGGAGGAAGGACAAGUCGCAGAAUCAGGACACACCGCUGAGAGAAAAAGUCCAGGAGCUGAAGAAGAACUUUCUUCAGGAGUCUGGUAUCCAGUUCAGUGAGUUGGAAGAAAAAGUGCUUCAGUUUCAUCUCAGCAAUCUGGAGUACGCCUGUGGGAGCACGCUGGAUCAGGUCUCAGCAAGAUCCUGGGACCACAACGAGUUUUUUGCCCAGUUCUCAGGAGACCACACUUUACUCACAAAAGGCUACUCUGUGUUACUGCACAGACUGGGCGAGGGCCUCGACAUCCGCACAAAAUGCCCGAUUCAGGCCAUCGAUUACUCAGGUGAUGUUGUCAAAGUGACCUCCUCCAAUGGAUCCCAGUGGACGGCACAUAAGGUUCUUGUUACAGUGCCGUUGACUUUACUACAGAAGAACGUGAUCCAGUUCAACCCUCCACUUCCUGAAAGAAAACUGAAAGCGAUCCACAGUCUGGGGGCCGGCAUCAUAGAGAAGAUCGCUCUUCAGUUCCCGUACAGAUUCUGGGACAACAAAAUCCAGGGAGCAGACUACUUUGGUCACAUACCACCGUGUCCCGAGAAGAGAGGCAUGUUCAGUGUCUUCUAUGACAUGGAUCCACAGGGUAAGCAGGCUGUCCUCAUGUCUGUGAUCACUGGCGAUGCCGUUUCUGCUGUGAGGGACAUGGAGGACAAGGAGGUAGUGGGCGAGUGCAUCAAGGUCCUGCGGGAACUUUUUAAAGAACAGGAGGUCCCAGAGCCGCUGCACUACUUUGUCACACAUUGGAGUAAAGACAUGUGGUCCCAGAUGUCCUACAGCUUUGUGAAGACAGGAGGAAGUGGAGAGGCCUAUGACAUCCUAGCAGAGGACGUGCAGGGAAAAGUCUUCUUUGCUGGAGAGGCCACCAACAGACAUUUCCCUCAGACUGUGACAGGAGCCUACCUGAGUGGGGUCAGAGAGGCCAGCAAGAUGGCCGCCAUGUAAACUCCAUCAGUCCUAGAGAACUCAGAAACACACCAGCAUGGACACACGGGUUUCACUGAGACAGACCGUUUAAAAACUUUUGACUACUUCUCUGAUUUUCACAACUUGGAAUUAUGUUUCACUGUACUGUCGUGUGUCUGACCAGCAAAACCUUGUUCGCCACUUUGCAAUAGAGGGGACAAGAAGGGGUCUUCAAGUCCUUCAACAUAUUUAACAUUAGAAACGGUGAAAGGUUUCUUAUUUAUAUCAACAAAUACAGCUGGUAGAGUGUCAGUGAUGAAAACUGUUAUCAUGGCAUAAAGUAAGAAUAAUAGUGGAAAAGCUGUGUUAGCUGUGUAGAAAAACAGGAUCAUGUUACUUAAAUCUGAGCUGAAUGAGCAUUUCUGUAGAACGUUUGUGAUGGAACUGUCAGAAAGUUUCAGUUUUGGGAGGUUUGAGUGUUUGAAACAUUGGUUAACUUUCACAUUUUUAACACGUGAUAUAUAAUAAUGUCACAGAAUCACGUUUCAAUACAUUUUGGGGGAUUUAUUCCAAAAUUUGAACUUCUGAGAGUUGCCUGCCAUUGUUUCAAACAGCAGUGAUACACUUGUGUUGUAUAACUGUGAUUCAUGUGUUGGUGAAGGUGUUGAUGAGAAAUGCAACAGUUAGAUUUAAAGUAGUACUUCUGUGAUAGCACUUUUGAUUUAAAAAUAAAAGCAAUGAGUAGAUAAUGAGAAAUUGAAUUCUUGGUAGGACUGUUCUCAUAUAAAGUUGGAUCAUUACAAAGUUGUCCCCAUUUUGUCUCAGGGAUGAGGUCAAAACACCUAACAGAAAAUCACGAUUUUGACGAUGGCUACGAAAAAUGACACAACUCAUCAUAUUAUCUUUUAAUAGUCCCUGAAGAAUAACUCCCUGAGGUCUGAGUCCGGGAACAGCACAACAACGUCCUCACUUUGUCUGAUUAAUGUUGACUAAUGAAGUUUUACAUGUACAUCCUCCUAUCUCUGGAUCAGCACAUCUACAUGAUCACGUCUUCUUUAUCAAACUUUACAUUGCUUGAAUAUUUAUCGCGUAUGUGUCUAAUAAACUGAGCUACCAACUGCCAUA